AGUGACCAAAGCAUCUGAGAAGUCAACAAGACAGCUCCACACACACUUUACACGCACUCACCCCUCUCCCUCCAGAGAUAUUCUCAUCGGACUGUAAUUCCUCCACAUUCUUCUUCACAAACAAAUCGCCGCCGCACUCCGGCGCCGGAAACGUUAAUCGGAGGCUUCUUCAGCGAUGGAGGAUUACUUGCAGUUAUUCGUGGAGGAAACGUCGUGGUACAACGACAUUGUCCUGGGUUCGCUGUUGCCGGCGAAUUGGUUGGCCCCACUCCCUCACUUCUUCAGAGGAUGGCUCCGAAAUUACAUUGGAGGCACCUUGCUCUAUCUCAUUUCCGGGAUCUUAUGGUGCUUUUAUAUUUACUACUUGAAGCGCAAUGUCUAUCUUCCCAAAGAUGCGAUUCCUUCAAAAAAUGCGAUGCUUUUACAGAUAGGAGUUGCGAUGAAAGCUAUGCCGUGGUACUGUGCUCUUCCAACAAUGUCGGAGUACAUGAUCGAACAUGGUUGGACUAAAUGCUUUUCGAGGAUAAGUGACGUCGGUUGGAUUGCCUACUUUUGUUAUCUGGCGGUGUAUCUCGUAUUUGUCGAGUUUGGAAUAUACUGGAUGCACAGAGAGUUGCAUGAUAUAAAACCUCUCUAUAAGUAUCUUCAUGCCACGCAUCACAUCUACAACAAGCAAAAUACACUUUCCCCAUUUGCUGGUUUGGCUUUCCAUCCGAUCGAUGGCAUACUGCAGGCAGUACCCCACGUCCUAGCUCUCUUCCUAAUACCAACGCAUUUCACUACACACAUAGCACUGUUAUUCAUUGAGGCCAUAUGGACAGCGAAUAUCCAUGACUGCAUACACGGGAAAUUAUGGCCUGUUAUGGGUGCAGGAUACCAUACCAUACACCACACCACUUAUCGCCACAAUUACGGCCACUACACAAUAUGGAUGGACUGGAUGUUUGGAACUCUUCGCGAUCCAGUCGAAGAUGAAGCCAAGAAGAUUUAAUGUCUGUUCGAUUUGGUCGUUCGUUUUUAGAUUUCCCUUUUUUUCUUUUUUUUGGGCUUUCGAUGUACAUUUUGAUGAUCUGUGGUUGAAGUUUUCAAUCUAGAAACUUUUCUGGGUAAGAAAAGACAGAUACUUGAGUUGCAUAUGUGAUAUGACUUUUCUUCUCAUGUAUUUUGUUUCAAUCUUUCUCAGACUGAUUAUUCAAUGUUUUUUUAAAGUUAAUAAAAACUGUUUC
Erythranthe guttata (spotted monkey flower) is the source of this 1226-nucleotide messenger RNA. Its product is annotated as delta(7)-sterol-C5(6)-desaturase. The record is from RefSeq and is a predicted model, not a curated record. Gene Ontology annotation, biological process: lipid biosynthetic process. Gene Ontology annotation, molecular function: iron ion binding; oxidoreductase activity. Lineage: Eukaryota; Viridiplantae; Streptophyta; Magnoliopsida; Lamiales; Phrymaceae.